GUUUCACUUUUAUAUGAGAAACAUUCGAGGCACAAGUCAUUCACGUUGUUACCUAAAAGCAGUUCAUUUCAAUAGUCAAAGCUGUAAAAACUUGAUAUCUUUUUGGUUGUUUGUUUAAUCUAGCAACACUUCACUUUUGACUCGUUUGAUUGUUUUUUUUCUCUCACCACAUUGACAAUAAUUUGAUUGAUCGUUCGAUAAUUUGUCAGUAUAAUCAAGCACAGUGCUACUAAUGAACAAGUAUUUCAUUUUGACACCAUGGAUUCAAUCAAAUCACGACCAUCUAAAAACUUGAAUCGCUUCCUUGCACCAUUGUUGAUCUUAUUGGACACAAAUCACUCGGUCUUUUUGAAUGAUAACUUUUUUUCAGUGUGAUUUACCAAUAAAUACAAUUUUUCAUCAAAAAUCAUCGCUUCUCUUUUCACCAUUUCAUCACUAUCAUCAGAUUUUUUGCUUCUAAAAAGUUCCUCAUUGUUUACUUCAUUAAACAUUCACAACUACCAUCAACAGCUUUAAGUGUAUCUUCAUCAAUCAUAAUGCUUUCUUUAAAACCUAAACAAAUCAACAUUUUAACCGUUAAAACAUUUAUUCUUUUAAUUACACUUUAUCUAGGUAAAACUGUCCAUGGUUUAAGGAUAAAUAAACUUGAGGUUCCAUCCUCAGUUCCAAAUGGAACCAGCAUUGUGUUAUAUUGUGAUUAUGAUUUAGAAGGUCUUGGACUUUAUUCAGUUAAAUGGUAUAAGAAUUACGUUGAAUUUUUUCGCUACAUUCCUUCAGAGGAUGAAAAAGUAGCUACAUUUAAACUCGAUGGUGCCUAUGUUGAUAUUGAUGCAUCCAAUGCAACCCAUGUAGCCUUGGCGAGGACCGAUUUAAACUCCGAAGGAUCAUAUGCUUGUGAAGUAUCAACAGAUCAAAUGUACACCACAAUUAGAGCAGAAAGACAAAUGAAAAUCUAUGUUCUGUCCGAUGAAAAGAUAACCAUUGAAGGAAAGGAAUCGGAAUAUGAUGUUAACCGUGAUAUUAAUUUAACUUGUAUUUCUGGUCCAACCAAGCCAGCCGCACGAUUAGUUUGGUACAUAAAUGAUCGAAGGGCUGAAGCUCAUCAAAUGGUGAUCCAACCAGUGUUCAACACUUCAAACGGACUGUUUGUUACUCGAUUAGGUCUAGUCUUCCAUGCUGAUCGUCGAUUUUUUAUUCGAGGUUUACUCAAGUUACAGUGUACAGCCGGUGUUAUACUUACAUUCCAAUUUGAAUCCAGUGAGUUUCCACUUGGUGAUGGUUCAAGAAGUAAACCUCAUAAACAGCUUCAUGGAGCUGAGGUUAAAGUUGAAAAAGAAACGCCAAUAAUUACCAAAAAGGAUAAUCACAAAUACAGAGUUGGUGAUACUCUUUACCUUAAUUGUACAUCUCAAUCAAAAGUUGCUCACCUCAUGUGGUUUAUCAAUGAAGAUAAGGCCAAUGCAAGUCAAUUAAAGUCUUUUACUGGACGUAAAACUGGAUCGCCACCAAUUCUUGGACUUAUACUAAACAUUGAACAGCAACACUUUCAACUGCCCGAGUUUAAGGUUAGAUGUGUUGCCACAAUCCAUGAAAGGAUUGUCGAUUAUUAUUCAGAAGAGAUUCAAAUUCGUACAGAAAAUCAAGAAUCUUGGGAAGCCAAAUCAUCUUAUGAUCCAACCUUUGCCAAUUACGCCAAAAAAGUAACGGAGAGUGGCCUUAUCAUGUGGACUCAACUUGUGGCGGUCAUCUUGUAUAGUUGCAAUGUUUACACUUAUUCCUAGCCAAUGUAAACAAAACUGGUUAACCUGAUUCAUCUUUUCAUUUUCAUCUUUCACUUUUUGUCAACCUCUUCAUCAAAGUUAAAAUUUUACAAUAAAAAUUAUGCUUUUUAUUCAACACUAAAUAACUCCAAAAAAAGACCAAAACUUGUAAUAAUACUUUUAAUUGAAAAAUGCUUAGUAAAAUGAAAUAAAAUGUUAAUAGAGUUGAUUAUUGA
Tetranychus urticae (two-spotted spider mite) is the source of this 1996-nucleotide messenger RNA. RefSeq lists its product as uncharacterized. Lineage: Eukaryota; Metazoa; Arthropoda; Arachnida; Trombidiformes; Tetranychidae. The record is from RefSeq and is a predicted model, not a curated record.